Truncatella angustata is the source of this 1878-nucleotide messenger RNA. RefSeq names its product 1, 4-alpha-D-glucan glucohydrolase. Gene Ontology annotation, molecular function: glucan 1,4-alpha-glucosidase activity; starch binding. Lineage: Eukaryota; Fungi; Ascomycota; Sordariomycetes; Amphisphaeriales; Sporocadaceae. Gene Ontology annotation, biological process: polysaccharide catabolic process. The transcript is spliced from 3 exons. Bases 1 to 1878 code for a protein of 625 amino acids. Gene Ontology annotation, cellular component: fungal-type vacuole. The record is from RefSeq and is a predicted model, not a curated record.
AUGCCCUCCCUCGCGUCCAGGUUCGUUGCGGGCAUUGCGACUCUGGGCUCAAUAAGCCUAGCCAGUCCAGCUAGACUCGGUCGUGCUACCGAUGUGAACGCUUUCAUCACCGCAGAGAGGCCAAUUGCGCUUCAGGGAGCCCUGAACAAUAUCGGACCUAAUGGUUCCCAAGCCGAAGGUGCCGCUGCCGGCUAUGUUGUCGCCAGUCCUUCCAAGGUCAACCCUGACUACUUCUAUACCUGGUCCAGAGAUUCAGCUUUGACAUUGAAAAUGAUCAUCGACGAGUUUCUCCUUGGCGAAACAAGCUUGCAGCCAUACAUUGAGGAUUAUCUCCACGCACAGGCGGUUCUUCAGACGGUAUCGAACCCGUCCGGUACCUUUUUACCGUCUGGUAAGGGUCUUGGGGAACCCAAGUACAACGUUGACGGGACUCGGUAUAAUGGCAAUUGGGGAAGGCCUCAGCGCGAUGGACCGGCUCUGCGUGCGGUCGCGCUGAUCACAUACAGUAACUGGCUGGUAUCAGUCGGACAAGCUGCUAGGGUAAAGACGGUUGUCUGGCCCAUCAUCUCCAAUGACUUAUCCUAUGUAGGUCAGUAUUGGAACUCGACAGGGUUUGAUCUGUGGGAAGAGGUAUCCGGGUCCAGCUUUUUCACCAUACAAAGCCAGUAUAGAGCCUUGAUCGAAGGGAGCUCGCUUGCUAGCACCCUUGGAGUCGACUGCACUGGUUGCGACGAAGCGCCUCAGAUUCUUUGUUUCUUGCAAUCCUUCUGGAAUGGCAAAUAUUUCAAUGCCAACAUCAACACCAAUACGGUCAGGUCAGGUCUCGAUGCAAACACCAUCCUCGGCUCUAUCGCAAUCUUCGAUGUAAAUGCCAGUUGUGAGAGCUUAACUGUCCAACCAUGCAGUAGCCGAGGGUUGUCGAACUUCAAGGCCUUCGUUGACAGCUUCCGCAACGGAACUUUGUACCCAAUUAAUGAUGGCAUACCAACGGAUACCGGUAUUGCCCUCGGACGGUAUACUGAAGAUAUUUACUAUAGUGGCAACCCUUGGUAUCUAAUCACAGCAGGAGCAGCAGAAUAUCUAUAUGAUGCUGUCGCACAAUGGAACGCACAGGGUUUCCUCACAAUUGACGAGAUAUCAUUGUCCUUCUUUGCGGGUCUCUAUCCCGCGGCCAGGGUGAAGACUUACAUAGCAGAUGAGAAGUGUUCAGAGUUUUCUCGCAUCCUAAAAGCUGUUAGCAUCUACGCAGACUCUUUUGUAUCUGUCGUUGAGCUAUACACUCCGGCCAACGGUUCACUUUCAGAACAAUUCAACAAAGCCGCUCCCGGCAACCCUCUGUCUGCAUACGAUCUGACCUGGUCAUAUGCCGCUUUUGUGACAAUGGCUGAACGUCGCGCUGGUCAAUAUCCACCGAGCUGGGAGCCUUCCGCGGUUGCGUCCGUGCCCUCUCAAUGCCAAGCUUCAUCGACUAAAGGUAUUUACGUUCCAGCUUUCGCCGCUGGCGCUCCGAAUGUUUCGACCUCUUGCACCUCAUAUGUCCAGUUCGCCGUCAACGCUUCGACCUAUUUUGGUGAAAACAUCUACCUUGUCGGAAAUACUUCUGAUCUCGGCGCUUGGGACGUCGCCAACGCACAACCAUUGCUCUCAUCCAACUACACUUCUGAGCGACCUCUUUGGUAUGCGCCUGUUGCGCUAACGGCUGGGGAAUAUAUUAACUACGGCUAUGCUAGGCAGGAAAACUGCGAUCAACCUUGGAUUUUUGAGACGGUCAAUAGGACACUGCUAGUCCCUGCCUGUGAUGAGUCUGACGUUGAGGCUAUAAGGGCAGAAACCAAUGACGCCUGGACAGGUGCUUUGGGAAGCAGCGGCGGAUGUUAA